This is a messenger RNA of Passer montanus (Eurasian tree sparrow), 3370 nucleotides long. RefSeq names its product leucine rich repeat containing 38 (gene LRRC38). Gene Ontology annotation, cellular component: voltage-gated potassium channel complex. The record is from RefSeq and is a predicted model, not a curated record. NCBI's taxonomy places the organism in Eukaryota, Metazoa, Chordata, Aves, Passeriformes, Passeridae. Bases 245 to 1126 code for a protein of 293 amino acids. The transcript is spliced from 3 exons. Gene Ontology annotation, molecular function: potassium channel activator activity; transmembrane transporter binding; voltage-gated potassium channel activity.
AUAAAAGGGAAACCUGUCCUCAGCAGAGAUCCAGGGCACUGCCUGACCCUCUCUUGCCUUUCCACGUUGGGCACCCUGAUGGAGGCUCCUGCUGAGGAACACAACUGCUGCUAUCGGAUCUGUGAUGAUAUGUGAUCUCCUGGAUACAAUCAGGCACACACACAAGUACCAGGCACUCCUGCUCAGCUGAGCAAAAUGUCUUUCUCCUGAAGUGGUGCUCAUCACAGCCUCCAGAUCCUUGACGAUGUUGCCAUGCUUUCCUUCCUGCCUCCUGCCUUUUGCUGGCUUUGCCUGCCUGCUUUUCCUGCCUGGGGGUCAUCUUUGCCCUGCUGUUUGUAGCUGUAUGGACUACCACACCAUAGACUGCCGGGAUCAAGGACUCCCAAGUGUUCCCAAUCCCUUCCCAUUGGAUGUACGGAAACUUCUUAUAGCUGAUAACAACAUUCAGGCAAUACCAGCUGACUUCUUUAUAUUUUAUGGAGAUCUAGUCUAUUUGGACUUCAGGAAUAACUCCCUCACCUCUUUAGAAGAGGGCACUUUUAGCAGUUCUACCAAACUGGUGUAUUUAGACUUAAGCUACAACAAUUUAACGCAGCUCGAUGCUGGGAUAUUCAAAUCAGCAGAGAAACUGAUAAAACUGAGCCUCGGAAACAACAACCUGGUGGAUGUGGACGAGGCUGCUUUUGAGAACCUGGACCAGCUCCAAGUGUUAGAAUUGAAUGACAAUAACUUACAGAGCCUGAACGUGGCAGCCCUGGAAGCGCUGCCCUCCCUGCGGACCAUCCGCCUGGAGGGCAACCCCUGGGUGUGUGACUGUGACUUUGCCAACCUCUUCAGCUGGAUCCAGGACAAUGCAUCCAAGCUCCAGAAAGGUCUCCAUGAAAUCCAGUGUUCCCUGCCCGUGGAAAACAGGAGGAUCUUUCUGAACGAGUUAUCUGAGGUCAGCUUCAGUGAAUGCAAAUUCAGUUUGUCAUUGACAGACCUUUUCAUCAUCAUCUUCUCUGGAGUCGCCGUGUCCAUCGCUGCGAUUCUCUCCAGCUUCUUCCUGGCCACCCUGGUGCACUGCUUCCAAAGGUGUGCUCCCAGCAAGGAUGAUGAUGAAGACGAAGAUGACUGUGAGGACUGAACUCAGUCGAAAUCCUUAAGUUUCCUGGGUUUAUCAGUUACCAGAUCAUCAGCCAAAGUCAAUGAGUGAAAAAAAAAGUAGAGUGAAAGCUUUAAACAUAAGCUCACAAUGUGUAAGGAUCUCCUCUAGCCACUGCUGGUCACAGGCAGGAAUGGCAGACCUGGGACUGUCACCUCUUCUUGCACAUGUACCCUGCUGCAAUCACACCAGGUUGAUUUCCAUGGUCCUUAACCAAACACUGCAUUUAAGCUUGAAGAUUGAAGGAAAAAGGGGGGGAAAGCCAAAAAAAAAAUUUCCAGUGUUUUAAAAGAUGAGUUUCCAGACUGUCCUGAUGAAAUGCAGGUUUUCAUAAGUGCUUGAAACUUGUUCUAGAUACACUUUGAAAAUGACUGGAUGAAUGGACCUAUUUCAGGUUGAAAAUACAGAAGAAAUUCAAAAUAGUAUCCUUCCUAGAUCUAAGUACUGGGAGAUUCUAUUAAAACUCACACAAAAUGCAACUAAAAUGAUUCCUAGAAUUGUAGAAAGCAUGAGAGGAAGGUUGGCAUUUCCCCCCUACAAAAGUUCUCCAGAAACAUUCAUCCUCCAUUUAAUGACAGCAAUUGCAGGCACCAUUCAGCAAAAAAAAAAAAUUAUUUCUGUAAGUGAAUAUGAUUCUGGAUCUGAGUCAUCCACUGCAGAUGCCUGGCACUUCUUUGGUCAUGGCACAAAUACUAAAUUUAACAUCCUUUUGCAAUUUUAGAUGCAGUGAAGUAAAGGAUUUCCCUCCCCAUAAGGCUUGGCACCAGUAACUGUUGCAGCAUCCAGUCCAUUUAGCUAUUUUAAAGCACUAAGGGCUAUAUUCUGCUCCUGGUUAUACUGGAAUAACCCAAAUGAGAUGAAGACCAUGAUCCAAAUUGGCAACUGUGUAAACAAAAGUGAAAUCUGGCCCAACAUAUUUCUGACUGUAUUAUAGAUUUGUCAAAACUUGAGCUCUUCUAUAUGAUGGUAGAUAUUUUUGUUAAAAUUUAAAAAGACAUUUAUUACAAGAGAUUUUUGGAAUAGUGCUGGACAGCUUUUUAGGAUAAGUAUAUUUUUAAAAUAUUUGAAAUGGAAAUAUUUUUUUAAAGCUCUGUGUAUUUAAAUUGUUAUCUAGAGUAGCUGUGAGGGCUUAAAUUAAUGAACAACAUAGUAAUAAGCAAGCUAAGGACUGUAUGCUAUUAUAAAGUAAUUAGAGCUGAUAAAAAGUAGCAUUUGUUUAACUACUGUAAAUGCUAUUAUUUCUUUUGAAAAGCACUCUUUGUUCAAAAUACUGCCUUGCUCAGUGGGAGGGAGUCACCCUGAGUGGCUGGGGUGCCAGAGUCCAGCCUUCCUCAGCAUCCUGGGGAUCCCAGCCAGCAGGGAUCAGCUGGAAAACCUUCAGUGAACCACAGUCUGUCCGUGCCUCAGCUACCUACAGCGUGACCACCACACCAGCCCUGAUCCCCUGAAGAGCUUUGGGGCUGCAGGGGCAGAGCUGUGCCCCAGGGCUGUCCUGGGAUCUGCCCUGUCUGUCUGUCCUGGGGGCUGUCCUGGGAUCUGCCCUGUCCAGCUGUCCUGGGGACUGUCCUGUCCACCUGUCCUUGGGAUCUGCCCUGUCCGACUGUCCUGGGGGCUGUCCCUGGGAUCAGUCCUGUCUGUCUGCCCUGUCCGACUGUCCUGGGGAUCAGCCCUGUCUGGCUGUCCUUGGGAUCUACCCUGUCUGACUGUCCUGGGGGCUGUCCCGUCCACCUGUCCUUGGGAUCUGCCCUGUCCAUCUGUCCUGGGGGCUGUCCGUGGGGUCUGCCCUGUCUGGCUGUCCCUGGGACCUGCCCUGACCAGCUGUCCCUGAGAUCUGCCCUGUCCAUCUGUCCUGUGAUCAGCCCUGUCCGACUGUCCUGUCCAGAUCCUGGGGAUCUGCCCUGUCCAGCUGUCCUGGGGACUGUCUAUGGGAUCAGCUCUGUCCGUCUGUCCUGGGAUCAGCCCUGUCCGUCCAUCCUGGGGCAGUGGGGCUGCCCUGGCAGCUCUGCAGUUGCUCCCUGGGCUGACAGGGCUCGCUCUGGGUGUGCCCCACGCUGAGGUCCCAGCCAGCAGGGAAGAGUUUCAGAUUAUCCAAUGCACUCACUGCUUGCAUUGGUGGGAUUAUUACUUCUGAAAACAACACUGAGACAGAAUUAAGCAGGAGAGUGAGAGGCUAUUCUGUAUCAAUACUGUCUUAUUCUGAUACAAUUCCUUCAAGAAAAAUGAAAU